AUGGCGGCGGCUGCGGUGGUCAUGAUGAUUGCAACAUCACUACUACUGAUUGGGAUUGGGAGCGUCAAUGUAGGUGAGGCUUGGGAGGAAGCCAAUGUGAUCCAUGUGGGUGGGAAAGUGUUGUGCCAAGACUGCACCAAGGGCUGGAAUGAAUGGGUUAAUGGCUCCAACCCCAUUAAAGGUUCUAGGGUAUCUGUUACGUGCAUGGAUGAUAGGAGGAGGGUGAUGUACUAUGGAAGUGAUGAGACUGACGAGGCGGGAAAAUACUAGCUGAUUGUGGACAAGUACGUUAAUGGGAAGGAAGUGAAAGCCACGGGAUGUUGGGUGAGGCUGGUGUCUUCCUCAGAUCCUACUUGCAACAUUCCCACUGACUUUGCCGGUGGUCGCUCCGGGGUGAAGCUCCAGCGACCUACAUGGAUUUAUCGGGAUAUCACCAAAUACACUGUGGAUCCAUUCUACUAUACAACUCCCCUGUGCGAUGAAAUGGUUUCAAUUUCUGCAUCUGACUUUUUGUUUUCAUAUUUUAUUUGGUAUUGUAAUUGUCAAUCAUCCACAUGUUGGAAUUAUAAUUCAAAAUCUCUUCAAAUUUAA
Molecule: messenger RNA, 591 nt
Organism: Vitis vinifera (wine grape)
Lineage: Eukaryota; Viridiplantae; Streptophyta; Magnoliopsida; Vitales; Vitaceae
Source: RefSeq, a predicted model, not a curated record